Messenger RNA from Diversispora eburnea, 1296 nucleotides. The record is from the annotation of a GenBank genome assembly. Lineage: Eukaryota; Fungi; Glomeromycota; Glomeromycetes; Diversisporales; Diversisporaceae.
AUGAAUCAAAAUAUUAAAAUAAAUCAAAAUAUUACUAUUUCUCCUACCAAUUCAAUCGAUAGUAGUGGUUAUAGUAUUUCUACUACAUCAUCCGCAAAUAGUCAAAACCUAAAUCGACCAAAACCUUGUGAUUAUAUUAAAACUCAUAAAAAUAUAUCAUUUUCAUUUGCAGAAAAUUUAAAUAGUUUUCAAUUAGGAAAUUUGGGGGAUUCUGAUACAUAUCUUGUGGGUACCGUUCAUUUAAAUUAUCCUCGAGUUUGUGCGGUAAAAAAUGUUUUUCUUCAUUUUAAAGGAGUAGAAAAAACUUGUUGGUAUAAAUCUCAAGCUAGAACAAAAAAUAUUUAUUCAGGUGAACAUGUAUUAGUUGAUCAAUCAAAUAAAAUAUGGGAAGCAUUUGAAGAAUCAGAAGGGAUAACUACUUUAGAUAUACCAUUUAAAAUACAACUUCCUUAUGGACUUCAAGAAACAAUAACUACCAAUAUAGGAACUGUACAAUACGUUCUUCGUGCAUGUGUUAAUACUAAAGGAUUAAUAAAUAUACCUAAUGCACAUAUAACCAAAUUACAUUGUCCUUUAAGACAAACAUUAAUAUUAAAUAAUUCAUUAUCAUCAUCAUAUAAAAUAUGUGGAGAAUCACCCAAUGGAAUUGAAUAUACAUUUUUAUUACCACCGAAUAAAACUUUUAAUAUGGGUAGUUAUGUAUCAAUUCCCAUGAUGAUACGAUUCUCACGUCCUGGAUUAGGAAUUGAUAGAUUAGAAAUAAGUUUAAAAGCUUUGAUGGAUUUUUCAUGUUCAACUCAAAAUGAAAAAACUCAAGUUGAACAAAAAAUUGGUGGAUUAUUAAUUUCCAAUUCGGAAUUACGAAAUGUAAUAUCCAAUAAUUCACAAUAUCGUUUAGGAGAAUAUAUUCAUAAUAUAAAUUUAUUUGUUCCUCGUGAUAUACAACAAACUUAUCAAGGAAAUCUUAUUAAUAUAUCACAUCAAUUAAAUAUAAAAUUUUGUUUAUUUGGAUUUGAGGCAGAUUUUCAAGUGGAUGAAUAUAUUAGAAUUUCUCGACGAAGAAAAUUACCACAAUUAUCAAUACAUGAAGAUUCAUCUGAAUCUGAUAUAUCUUCUCAUUCAUUACCUUCUCCUCCUACUCCUGUUGUUAAUGAAAUAAAUACAAAUACAAUAAAAUCACCUUAUCCAACACCACUUUCUCCUCCUCCUUAUCGUCAACCUGUGAUCCGUGAAUCUUCAUUUGGUAAUAAUAAAGAUAAUGCUAAUUAUAUUAAAUAUAAAAAAUAUACAGAGUAA